AUGUCUAAUUUUGGCAUUUUAUCAACGUUUGACCACAAUGUGCAAGAUUGGAAAACGUACAAAAGUAGAAUAUCACAGUGGUUCAUCGCAAAUGAUAUCGAUGCGAAAAAUGAUACGUCGGGAAUAAAAAGGCGAGCGAUAUUGCUGAGUGCACUGGCGGAUGGCACAUUCAAGCUGGCAGCGGACUUGGCGUUGCCAAAAGAACUUCAAGAUUUACCAUAUGGACAGAUCAUCAACCUGUUGGAUGGACAUUUCACACCUAAACGAUGUGGCUUCAGCGAGCGGUACAAAUUCUACGCAGCAACGCAGCAACACGGCGAAUCGCAUCCCCAAUGGGCUGCGAGGUUACGUGGGCUAACGGCGCACUGCGGAUUUAAAGAUGUGGAAGAGGCACUCCGCGACCGAUUCGUCAUGGGGAUGGUAGCAGGUCCUGAACGCGAGAAGCUGUUCGCGCAGGACAUGGACGGGCUGUCAUUGGCGAAGGCGGUCGAGCUGGCGGAGAGCAUACACUGUGCUCGCGCAGGAGCUGCAUCAGCGUCAGCCGCUCCACUUCAAGAAACGGUUUUUAAGAUAGUGAAUAGUUCCUCGAAACCCAAGAAUAACGUUCGUUCGGAUGUGAAGUGCUUAGUGUGCGGUCGUUCAAAUCAUGAGUCAUCUCAGUGUCGAUUUGCUAAUUAUAAGUGUAGAAAAUGUAACGUGAAGGGUCACCUACGAAAAAUGUGCACGAAAGUGAAUUUUAUUUCAACGGAGGAUGUGAGUGACGAUGAUGACGGUAAGGAAUUAUUUAAUAUUCGCUCAGUAACUGGUGAACCAAUGACGGAAAUGGUAACAAUAAAUGGAAUGCAAUUGCGAUUUGAAAUAGAUAGUGGAUCUGCUGUCACGGUGAUAUCAGAAAAAAUGUAUAACUCUCAUUUUAAAAAUCAGCCAUUGCUACCCGCGGACGAAAAGUUAUUUACUUAUACAGGUAAUAAAAUGACGUGUUUAGGUUAUGUUCGAUUACCAGUUACUUAUAUGCAACAGACUCGCAUUCUCGCUAUUUAUGUUAUAUGUAAUGGGGGCCCGCCGUUACUAGGCAGAGAUUUUAUUUCGAGUUUUAAACUGGAAUUGAUUCCGUGUAAUUUUGUCACUAACUCGAGUACAGUUGUUCAAGAAUUGCAAUCACAAUUUCCUGAGGUUUUUUCAGACUCAUUAGGCGCCUUUAAUAAAUAUAAAGUUAAGCUACAACUAAAGCCAGAUUCGAAAUCAUUUUUUUUUAAAGCGCGGCCAGUAGCUUUCGCUUUACGAGAUAAAGUAGAUAAAGAACUAGACCGUCUAGUAAAGUUAGGUAUUUUAAAACCGGUGGAACAUUCAGAAUAUGCAUCUCCAAUCGUGCCUGUGCUUAAGAAAAAUGGGUCAGUUAGAAUAUGUGCAGAUUAUUCAGCUACGAUAAACAAACAAUUACUUGUCGAGCAAUAUCCGCUUCCAACCGUUAGCGAGUUGUUUUCAAAAUUGCACGGAGGACAACAAUUCUCAAAAUUAGAUUUGUCGAUGGCAUACAACCAAUUUUUACUAGAUGAAGAGUCACAAAACAUUACAUGCAUUAAUACGCAUCGUGGUCUAUUUAAUUACACUCGUUUGGUGUUUGGGUUGUCAAGCGCGCCAUCGAUAUUUCAACGGGCUAUGGAAAAUAUACUCGCUGGCCUGGACGGUGUCCUGUGCCUGUUAGACGAUGUCCUAGUAACUGAUAACUGUCCAGAACUGCACUUAAAAAAACUACACAUAGUUCUCAAAAGACUCCAGGAUGCUGGGUUAACCCUGCAAAAAGAGAAAUGCGAAUUUUUCAAAAAUGAAAUUAAUUAUUUAGGUUAUAUAAUUAAUAGGGACGGGUUAAAGAAAGACCCGAGGAAAGUGAAUGCGAUUGCUGACGCCCCGGUGCCUAAUAAUGUUAAUUCAUUACAAUCCUUUUUAGGAAUGGUGAAUUAUUACAGGAAUUUUGUGCCCAAUGCUUCUAGUGUCCUUAGUCCUUUAUACGAUUUACUAAAAAAAGGAGUUAAAUGGCAUUGGUCAUCAGUACAUGAUGAGGCAUUUAAACUUAUAAAAAUUUUUUUAAUGUCGGAUCAAGUUUUGGCACAUUUCGAUCCCCAGGCAAAAUUAAUAUUAACCGUAGAUGCAUCCCCGAACGGGUUAGGUGCUAUUUUAUCACAGAUAGGCAGCGACGGGUUAGAACGGCCUAUAUCAUUCGCCUCGCGAACACUAAACUCGGCAGAAAAACGAUAUUCACAAAUACAAAAAGAAGCUACUGCCAUUGUAUUUGGAGUGCGUCGAUACCACCAAUAUUUGUACGGAAGGUCUUUUCCCUUUUUAUUGCGAAACGAUCAUAAGCCACUUAUAUCCAUUUUUGGGCCUCAUAAAGGAAUACCGGAAGUGUCAGCAAACAGGUUACAAAGGUAUGCGAUGUUUCUCAGUGCCUACAAUUAUAAUAUAGAAUACGUGCGUAGUGCUGAUAACAGCGCAGACUACCUGUCGCGGGCGAGCGUCCCGGACGCGCGGGGGGCCCCGCACGGGGAGGGAGGCGCACACGCAGCGGCGCUCGUGGACCGGGCGUCUUACGUCAACUUUAUUGUGGAGGGAAAUUUGCCUAUAACGUUAAACGAGUUGCGUAAGGAAACUAAAAACGACGUUACCUUGUGUAAAGUAAUCGACUACGUUCUCAAGGGGUGGCCAAGGAAAAUGGUUGAUAUAAACGUAAAACCAUUCCACUCUUGUCGACUGCAAUUGUCCUAUGAAAACGGAUGUUUAAUGAGAGGACACAAGGUAAUUUUGCCGGAGGUUUUGCGCGCUAAGGUGCUAUCGGAGCUGCACAGUUCACAUUUCGGCAUUGUAAAAACAAAAUGUGAAGCUAGGUCUCGAUUCUGGUUUCCAGGUAUUGAUAAUGAUAUAGAAAAUAUGAUUGACUCUUGCAAUAUAUGUCGGCAACUUCGACCAACACCAGCAAAAGCGCCCCUGGCGCCUUGGCAAUACCCCCCUAAACCUUUUUUUCGUAUACAUAUCGAUUUUUUGGGUCCAAUUAAUAAUCGUAUGUAUCUAGUUAUCGUUGACGCGUAUACAAAGUGGGUUGACAUUUACGAUAUGACUACCUCAACGACUUCUCGAAAUGUAGUAAAAAAUAUGUAUGAUUUUAUGUCAAAAUAUGGAUUACCACACACAAUCGUUAGUGAUAAUGGAACAGCGUUUACGUCUAGUGAGUUCCAAACAUUUUGUGCAAUUAAUGGUAUUGAACAUUUAACAUCACCAACAUACAACCCGGCUAGUAAUGGCCAAGCUGAGAGUUAUGUUAAAAUCAUUAAGAAAGGAAUAAAAUCAUGCAUCCUUUCGGCUAGUCAUCAAUACGACCUUCAAUUAAAAAUGUCUAAAUACCUUUUCGAUUACAGAAAUUCUAAGCAUUCCGUCACAGGGUUCUCACCAGCUGAACUAGUAUUUGGUCAUAAACUUAGGUCGCUGUUAGAUUUACUUAAACCUACGCCGCCUUCACCGUCACUCACAUCUUCUGCUAAUAACGUACAACAAAACCAGUGCUCGCAGAUUAAACACUAUGGAGGAACAAACAAAUACAUUUACAAAGUUGGCGAUAAAGUAAACUAUAAAAAAUAUUCAAAUAAUAAGAAAUUUGAGUGGUGCAUCGGUACUGUGGUACGUGUUAUUGGCAGCGUUUUAUACCUAAUCCGAGACGAUCUAACAUCUGUAAUAAUGAAAAAGCAUAAAAAUCAAAUUUUACCGUAUAAGGGUGAAGAAGGUGGUAAAACUCUACAACAACAUUGGGAUUAUGAUGAUUUCUUAGUGGAAGACAACUCAUCUUUGACUCAGAACCAGCCCUUGGGCUCGAGUGAGCAAACCACCAUACCUUCAUACACCAGAGAAUCGGGCAGAUUACGCAACAUACCCAGAGUCGAUUAUAGGGCUUUCUUUUAACAUUAUUAACAGAUUGAAGUAUCAAUUGAUGUCUGUCAAUCGGGGGAGGAUUGUUAUGUAGUUAUAGCUACGUAUGUACGCAUGUAUACGGUGGCUGCGCCCACCGUCCUUUUUGAUAGAAUAAACAGUGUGCUAAUAGCAAGCAAGCGUUUCACUCGUAUCCCUCG
This is a messenger RNA of Ostrinia furnacalis (Asian corn borer), 4115 nucleotides long. RefSeq lists its product as uncharacterized. The transcript has a single exon. Bases 1 to 3948 code for a protein of 1315 amino acids. Lineage: Eukaryota; Metazoa; Arthropoda; Insecta; Lepidoptera; Crambidae. Gene Ontology annotation, biological process: DNA integration. The record is from RefSeq and is a predicted model, not a curated record. Gene Ontology annotation, molecular function: nucleic acid binding; zinc ion binding.